Molecule: messenger RNA, 840 nt
Organism: Meyerozyma guilliermondii ATCC 6260
Lineage: Eukaryota; Fungi; Ascomycota; Pichiomycetes; Serinales; Debaryomycetaceae
Exons: 1
Coding region: 1-840 (279 amino acids)
Cellular component (GO): nucleus; cytoplasm
Molecular function (GO): RNA binding
Source: RefSeq, a predicted model, not a curated record
AUGUUACUAACUCAGAACUUGUACCACUUGUUGGGGAACGAUGUUGAGGACGACUCAACACCUAUUCUUGCAACCAAGGAGGUCGUGAAAAACACCACUUCAUCGAAGAAGGCUGAUGUACCACCACCUUCUGCCGACCCAGCCAAGGCUAAGAAGAAGUCCAAGGCUACCGGUAACGAAGCCGCAUUGAAGAACAAGGCUAACAACAAGGAAGUCAGUGCUCCAUCUUCCACCCCAUCCAAGCACUACAAAAAACCAUUUGACCGUCACUCUAGAUCCGGAAAGUCCGAUUCCGGAAAGAAGAUCAAGCAAAGCUGGGGCCAAAAGAGUGCUGCAGACUUGGAAGUCGAAGCCGAGGCUGAAGGUGCCGCCGAUGCCGUUGCUGGUUUAGAAGAAGACGCCGAGUCCGCCGAGCCAGUUGACAACACUCCCAAGAAAUCUUUGGCAGACUACAUUGCCGAGUUGGAAUUGAAGCAAAAGGAAUUGGAUGGAGCCAAGAAGGUCAGACAAGCCAACCAAGGUGCCGAAUCCAAGUGGACCAGUGCUGAAAAAAUUGAGAAGGCCGAACAAGGAUACGUUGAACCUUCAGUUGUCAAGAAGGCCAAGGCUAAGGCUCCUAAGGAGAAGAAGUUUUUGGAAAUUGACGCCAAGUUUGCUGACUCCGAGCCUGCUCCAAGAGGUGACUUUGGUGGCAGAGGUAGAGGAGGAAGAGACGGAAACAGAGGUGGAAACAGGGGCAGAGGUGCUCCUAGAGGCAGAGGUGGAAACAGAGGAGGUGCCCGUGAGGGUGCUGGCUCUGCUAAGCCAACUGUUGACGACAAGAACUUUCCUUCUUUGUAA